UCUACAUCUCUCUUAACUUCCUCCCUUCCUACAACUUUGCCGUGAGAAUAUUGAGUGUGAUUUUUCUGCUUAUUUUCUUGUCAUUUCUCACUUCUCUCUGCCUGUAAUCCAUUUUUCCAGUAACUGAAUCUGAUUCAACGGUUGAAACUGAGUUAUUGAGGACUUUACUGUUCGGAGUACUCGAUUUAUAGCAACUGGUUUUUUUACGAUGGCAUUAAGCACCCAAAGAGCCUCUGCAUCUUUUGUUUCGAAUGAAUCCGCUCCUCGAUGGAAGUAUGAUGUGUUUUUGAGAUUUAGAGGUCUAGACACCCGCAAGGGUUUUGUAUCUCAUUUAUACCAUGAAUUGUGCAAGUGCCAAGGAAUUACAACUUUCUUUGACGAUCGAGAGCUUGAAGGAGGAACAAGUAUUCAUCUUGAGCUCCCGAGUGCAAUCAAGGAAUCACAUAUUGCAAUCGUUGUUCUCUCACCAAACUACGCUUCUUCCAAAUGGUGCUUGAAUGAACUUACAACCAUUCUUCAAUGCAUGGAAGCCAGGAACACAGUUCUGCCAGUCUUUUAUGAGACAGAUCCAUCUGACGUUGGAAAUCAGAGGGGGUCUUUUGCCAAAGCCUUCGAUGAGCAUGAAGAAAAGUUCAUUAGUACCCAAGACAAGAUGAAGGUGACCCAGUGGAGAGAAGCUCUGAAAAAAGUAUCCAAAUUUUCUGGGUGGCAUUCGAAGGAAUCUAAGUGUGAAAGUGAGCUUAUUGAAAAAAUCGUCCAAAGCGUGUGGAGGAAAGUGCAAGCUACAUUCACGUUGUUAGAUUCUUCACAGAAAUUUGUUGGGGUUAAUUUUAGGCUAGAGCAACUAAGUUCGCUAUUAGCUCAUGAGGCCAAUGAUGUUCGCUUUAUAGGGAUAACGGGGAUGGGUGGCAUAGGUAAGACAACCCUUGCUAAGCUAGUUUAUGAUAGAAUCUUCCAUCAUUUUGAAGUUCAUUCCUUCCUUGGCAACAUUAGAGAGGUUUCUAAAAAACACCGUACUCUAAUUGGUCUUCAAGAAAGACUUCUUUCUCCGAUGUUGAAGGAAAAGGUUAAAGAAAUUUGGGAUGAAGAGUGCGGAAUCAUUUUCAUUAAGAAGUGUUUACGCAAUAAAAAGGUUCUUCUCGUACUUGAUGAUGUGGAUGAUUUAAAACAACUAGAAGUACUGGCCGGAAAUCAAAGUUGGUUUGGUAUGGGAAGUAGAAUUGUGAUUACGACUAGAAAUGAAGGGUUGCUAGUCCAACAUGGUAUAGCAGCAUCAUAUAAGAUGCAGGGGUUGAAUGACUGCGAAGCACUUGAGCUCUUUAGUCUGAAUGUUAGGAAAGAACAACCCGAGCAAGAAUUUUUGAAACUCACUAACCAUUUCCUAGAAUAUGCUAGAGGCCUUCCACUAGUUCUUAAAACAUUAGGGUCUUUUUUGCAUACGAGAGGUCAGGAUGCAUGGAAGAGUGUGUUGGAUAAUAUUCAUACAGUUCCUAAUCCAACAAUUUUCAAUACACUCAAAAUCAGUUAUGACGGACUAGAGGAUAUGGAGAAGAGAGUUUUUCUCGAUGUUGCAUGUUUCCACAAAGGGAAGUGCAUGAAGCAAGUUAUUCCAAUACUAGACAAUUCUUUUGAAGUUUCUAGUAGUAUUAUGAUCGAUCUACUAAUUGAGAAAUCUCUCUUAACUGUUGAAAAACGCAUCCAAUAUGAUAAUUUAGCCAAGUACUUCAUAGGGAUGCAUGAUUUGAUACAAGAAAUGGCAUGGACAAUUGUUGGUCAAGAGUCUAAAGAGCCCGGUCUACGGAGUAGGUUGUGGCUUCCGGAUGACAUUUUGCAUAUAUUCACGACCAAUACGGGAACGAGAGCUAUUGAAGGUAUAGGAUUACAGCUACCUGAAAUAGAAAAGGUGCACUGGAGUUGUGAAGCCUUCUCUAAUAUGCAUGGAUUGAGGUUUCUAGAAUUGGACAAUUUGAUCAUUUCUUCAAGUCCCAAGUUUCUUCCAUGUUCUUUGAGAAUUAUAAUUUGGAGUUGGUAUCCUUCCAAGUCUCUUCCACCAAGCUUUCACCCUCGUUUCCUUAC
Pyrus x bretschneideri (Chinese white pear) is the source of this 2076-nucleotide messenger RNA. Its product is annotated as TMV resistance protein N. Gene Ontology annotation, molecular function: ADP binding. NCBI's taxonomy places the organism in Eukaryota, Viridiplantae, Streptophyta, Magnoliopsida, Rosales, Rosaceae. The record is from RefSeq and is a predicted model, not a curated record. Gene Ontology annotation, biological process: defense response; signal transduction.